CUGAUCUCCAUCUCUGCAAUCUCAUCUCUUCUGGGUCUAUUUUUGUUGGAUCUAUAUCGUAGAGAAAGCUGUCCAAUUUCCAGAGAGUCAUGGUGGGAUCACCACCAGUUUUAGCUUUUGCUGCCAUCUGUGCUGCUUGCAUCUUUGGCAUGGUUGAGGUAGCUCGAGCUCAAGACCAAAAUGGUACCAAUGCUGUUACAGAUCCUGCUGAAGCUAGAACUCUGAAUUCAAUAUUUCAACAGUGGGGAAUCUCAGCACGAUCAGGUCAAUGGAAUAUAAGUGGGGAACUCUGCAGCGGAGCUGCCAUCGACACGACCAGCUUCGAUGAUGGAGAUUACAACCCAUUUAUCAAAUGUGAUUGUUCUUACAAUAGUAGCUCUACUUGUCACAUUACCCAACUGAAAGUAUAUGCCUUGGAUGUUGUUGGCGUAAUCCCAGAACAACUAUGGACCUUAACUUACCUUAUCAAUCUGGAUUUACGCCAAAAUUAUUUGACAGGUAACCUGUCUGCAUCCAUUGGCAAUCUAACUCGCAUGCAAUACCUGAGUCUUGGCAUUAAUGCAUUAUCAGGGGAGCUUCCAAAGGAGCUUGGGAAUCUUUCUGAUUUAUUAUCAUUCGGUUUUGGGUCGAAUAACUUCUCUGGUUCUUUGCCAUCUGAGCUUGGGAAUUUAGUGAAAUUACAGCAAAUCUACUUUGAUAGCUCUGGAGUUAGUGGUGAGAUUCCCUCCACAUUUGCUAAAUUACAGAACCUCCACACAGUUUGGGCAUCAGACAAUGAACUCACCGGCAGCAUACCUGAUUUCAUAGCGACUUGGUCAAAGCUUACUUCCUUGAGGCUUCAAGGUAACUCUUUCAAUGGUCCAAUACCCUCAACGUUUUCCAAUUUGACUUCUCUUAAAGAGAUGUUAAUAAGUGAUCUGUCUAAUGGGAGUUCUUCACUAGCAUUUAUAAAGGAUAUGAAGUCUCUAACUCUCUUAGUGCUGAGGAAUAAUAACAUUUCCGAUUCAAUUCCAUCCAAUAUAGGAGAAUACCAAAAUUUGACACAGCUGGAUUUGAGCUUCAACAACAUAGCAGGGCAGAUUCCAGAUUCGCUUUUCAAUCUGAGUUCGCUUGCUUACUUGUUUCUUGGAAAUAAUCAGUUAAAUGGCACCCUGCCAGCACAAAAGAGAGUGUCUCUUCUUAACAUUGAUCUGUCUUAUAAUAAUUUAGUUGGAAGCUUUCCUUCUUGGGUCAGCCAAGAAAAUAUACAACUUAAUUUAGUUGCCAACAACUUCACGAUUGAAAGUUCAAACAGCAGUGCUUUGCCUUCAGGUCUGAACUGUCUCCAACGAAGCUUUCCUUGCAAUCGAGGCCUUGGAAGAUACUCUGACUUUGGAAUCAAGUGUGGGGGUACUCAGAUUACAUCUUCUGGUGGGAUCACCUAUGAGAGGGAUAAUGCAACACUUGGUCCAGCAACAUAUUAUGUGACUGACACAAAUAGGUGGGCAGUUAGCAAUGUUGGAUAUUUUACUGCUACCACUAAUCCUCAGUAUACAAGGAGUUCGUCAUCUCAAUUCACAGGCACGUUAGACUCGGAGCUGUUCCAGACAACUCGAGUCUCUGCUUCAUCAUUAAGAUACUAUGGCUUGGGGCUGCAGAACGGGAACUAUACUGUGAGUCUCCAGUUUGCUGAAAUAGAAAUUCAAAACCCUCCCACAUGGAGAAGUCUCGGAAAGCGUGUCUUUGAUAUUUAUAUCCAGGGGAAUCGUUCUAUUAAGGAUUUUGACAUACGCAAGGAGGCUGGUGGGUCUAACCAACCUGUCCGGAAGGAAUUCACGGUUCAGGUAUCAGAAAACUACCUCGAAAUCCAUCUGUUUUGGGCUGGGAAAGGGACUUGCUGCAUACCUGCUCAAGGUACUUAUGGACCUUCAAUUUCUGCCAUCAGUGCCACCCCAGAUUUUGAACCCACUGUUAGUAAUGAACCUCCGAGCAACAAGAAGAAUAGGACUGGUCUGAUCGUGGGUAUUGUUGUUGGUGCUGGAGUUUUAAGCUUUCUCUCUGUUUUUGUGGUUUUCUAUUUUGUUAAAAGAAGAAAACAGCUUCCACUCAAUGAUGAUGAAGUGCUCUUAGGAAUAGAUGCCAGACCUUUCACUUUCAGUUAUGCUGAACUAAAGACAGCUACAGAAGAUUUUAAUCCUGCAAAUAAGCUUGGAGAGGGAGGAUUUGGACCUGUCUAUAAGGGAACACUUAGUGAUGGCAGAGUAAUUGCCGUGAAACAACUGUCCGUAGCAUCACAUCAAGGAAAGAACCAGUUCAUAGCAGAAAUUGCUACUAUAUCUGCUGUGCAACACCGUAACCUUGUGAAACUGUACGGAUGUUGCAUUGAGGGAGAUAAACGUCUCCUUGUUUAUGAGUUUCUGGAGAAUAGAAGUCUUGAUCAGGCAUUAUUUGGAAAGAGAAGUUUGAAUCUCAAUUGGUCAACACGCCAUGAUAUAUGCUUGGGCGUUGCAAGAGGUUUAGCAUAUCUACACGAGGAGUCACGGCUUCGAAUUGUACACAGAGAUGUGAAGGCCAGUAAUAUCCUGCUGGACUCUGAGCUCAUCCCCAAAAUAUCAGACUUUGGCUUGGCCAAGCUUUAUGACGAUAAAAAGACCCACAUAAGCACGCGUGUUGCAGGGACUAUUGGGUAUCUUGCCCCAGAGUAUGCCAUGCGUGGACACCUUACAGAGAAAGCUGAUGUGUUUGCCUUUGGUGUUGUUGCUCUGGAGGUUGUUAGCGGAAGGUCAAAUUCUGACUCAAGCUUGGAAGAAGAAAAGAUGUAUCUACUUGAAUGGGCUUGGCACCUACAUGAAAACAACUGUGAAGUUGAUCUUGUGGACUCUACAUUAUUAGAAUACAAUGAAGAAGAAGUAAAACGCUUGAUAGGAAUAUCCCUUUUGUGCACUCAAGCAUCCCCAGCGUCACGGCCAACAAUGUCACGUGUGGUGGCAAUGCUUACAGGAGAUACUGAGGUGAGCUCUGUAACUUCAAGGCCUGGAUAUUUGACCGAUUGGAAAUUUGAUGACAUUACCAGCUCAAUGAGUGACAUUGCAACUAAAGGAAAAAGCUAUUUCAACUCAUCAGCAAGUACGAGUAUGGUGGGUGAUGCAGAGAAUUCACCUGUAAAAGUUACUAAACCCAUGCUCGAUGACACUAUUAAUGACGGUAGGUGAAACCAGUCUUUAUUCAUAUUCUUGUUCCUUUUAUGCCUCUGGUUGAAUUUACAACGCUGUGUAUUCUUCAAUUCCCUGGCAUAAUAUGUAAUUAUGUGUAUGUAAAUCUACUUUAUUGUAAAACAAUUUUUCAUUCUUACUUUUUCUUCGAGGUUUGGCACCUUUCUUACAUGUUAGGACAGAGGUAUGGUAUUAUUUAAGAACAAUAAUAAAACAUAGAGAUUUACUUUUAA
Juglans regia (Persian walnut) is the source of this 3424-nucleotide messenger RNA. Its product is annotated as probable LRR receptor-like serine/threonine-protein kinase At1g56140. Bases 90 to 3191 code for a protein of 1033 amino acids. Gene Ontology annotation, biological process: protein phosphorylation. NCBI's taxonomy places the organism in Eukaryota, Viridiplantae, Streptophyta, Magnoliopsida, Fagales, Juglandaceae. Gene Ontology annotation, molecular function: protein binding; ATP binding; protein kinase activity. The record is from RefSeq and is a predicted model, not a curated record. The transcript has 24 exons.